AAGGCUCCAGCAUUUUCUGAAGAAAUUGGCUGUCGCCAUGGGGGCCUCCAGUUCGGUCCAUGGCGGUCAGCUUCAGCAGCUCCGCACGGCACGGUUUGCCAACGAGCAGGGGCUGACGUGGAGCGGACUGAGCGGAGUCUCAGAGGUGGUGGCCAGUGUCACAGACCGGGCCAACCUGCUCUCAGAGCUGAGGUCUGGGGGUCAAUUGCUGUUGAGGGUGCGUGCCACAAAGAAUAACGUCGAGUUCAUGACUGCUGAGGGCGUGGUGUGUUUGGUGCACCUGAAGCAGCUUGGAAACUUCUUCUCAGGAAGCCAGACAACCUGGACUGUAUGGUCGGCGACAGGCGGCGAGGCAUUUGAGGCGCCAAACGGCACCAUGAUGAGUAAGUGCGGCAUGGCCGCAACUGUGAAGGAGGGGCUCGUCGAAUACAAGAAUACGACAGGCACCUUGAUCAUGCGCUUGAAAUUGGACUCCUACACGCAGUGCACGGCUCUUGGGUUCAAUGACGAGCUUAUCGGAGUAUGUCAGGACAUGGCCAACAACCACUGCAUCGCUGGCCGGGUCACAGUCGCAGCAGGCGUUGACGCACUGCUGGUCUUGGCCUUGUCCACACAGCUGCUGUCAAUUUGCGGGUGACGUGGGAGUCGCUGCGAGUCCAUCAAUUGCUCUAUGCGAUUCGCGUGGUGCUACCCAGGAAUUUGUGCUUUCACACUGCUGGCCGGGUGUGGGCGCACAAAGACUUGGGGGAGAGCUAGAUGCGCCACAGUGUUCGCUUUCACCGGCUUCAUUCCUGCCAAUACCGUGUGGAAAGCCUAGAUGACUCACAUGAUCAAGUGAUUCUAAUGAGGCAUGGCAGCUGAGAGUUGUCAUUCCAGACCUGUGAGAAGCACCACGUCUUUGCAAGCAUGUCGCUGGGAACCACGAAGCAACACUUGAAGAAGCGGGGGAUGCUACCAGCCCCUUGACUGGUGCCACGCUUUCGCUACCUUUGACGCUACCUUGAUUAAAACACGCUGGUCGGUUUGAAGAGCCUGAUAUCUUCACGUACAGCUUCAAUAUGUGAUGCCUGGGCGCUUGAGCCAACUCAUCCAAGCUCCAUCGUCCGUGACCCUAGUUCCUUAGUGGCACUUACAC
This is a messenger RNA of Effrenium voratum, 1135 nucleotides long. The record is from the annotation of a GenBank genome assembly. NCBI's taxonomy places the organism in Eukaryota, Dinophyceae, Suessiales, Symbiodiniaceae.